UAGCUCCCCCAGCUCAAUCCCGUCCCCUCACCCCCACAGCAGCUUUCCCACGGCUCCCCUCCCCCCUCCUCCCGUGCCGCGGCUAUCUACCCUCCUAUAUACACACACCCCCGCCCACCCCACUGUCCCUCCUCCCUCUCCUCCUCCUCCCUUCUCACCACACCCAAUCGCCCGCUCGCUCCCUCGGCUCGGCGUCCAUCGAUCUCUCCUUCUACCCGAGCUGCUCCGUCGUCCGGACGGCUUCGUCGACCGCGUGCUUGCCAGAUCUGAAGUCAAAGGAGGAGAGGACGGACAUGCAGGGAGCGCCGGUGGACAGCCCGGGGCCGGCGGAGGCGGCUGCGCGGCCGAGCCGGUACGAGUCGCAGAAGCGUCGGGACUGGCACACGUUCGGGCAGUACCUGCGCAACCCCCGCCCGCCGCUGGAGCUCUCGCGGUGCAGCGGCGCCCACGUCCUCGAGUUCCUCAGGUACCUCGACCAGUUCGGCAAGACAAAGGUGCACGCCGCGGGCUGCCCCUUCUUCGGCCACCCUUCCCCGCCGGCGCCGUGCCCGUGCCCGCUCCGCCAGGCCUGGGGCAGCCUGGACGCGCUCGUCGGCCGCCUGCGCGCCGCCUUCGAGGAGCACGGCGGGCGGCCCGAGGCCAACCCGUUCGGCGCGCGCGCCGUCCGCCUCUACCUCCGCGAGGUGCGCGACUCCCAGGCGAAGGCCCGCGGCAUCGCCUACGAGAAGAAGCGCCGGAAGCGCCCGCCGCCGUCGUCGUCCCAGAAGGCGGCCAAGGCCGCCCCGUCCCCCCCCCCCCCCGCCUCUACCCAUGUAGCAGCGCCCCCCCCAGAGAGCGCGCCGGAGGUCCUCGUCGCGCGGGCCGUGCCGGCGCAGGGGCACUACUUCAUCCCGCACCCGCAGCACUACAUGCACGCGCAUUUCCUGAUGCCAGGCGGCCACGAGGCGGACGCCGCCGUCCCGAGCAGCUCCAGCGGCAACAGCAACGGCCACAGCAAUGGCCACAGCAGCGGCACCGGCGAUGAGAUGGCCAUGGCGAUGGCGGCGGCAGCGGAGGCGCACGCGGCGGGGUGCAUGCUGCCGCUCUCCGUGUUCAACUAGCGAGGUUUCCGGCUGCAUCCAUGGAUGCGAUCCUAGCAAAAGCAACGCAAGGUAGGGCUUAAGUAAGUUAAUUCGGAGGUCUAUAUAUCUAGCCGUAAUCUUGAUCGAUCAUCGGAACGAUGGAAGGAUGAGUGUCAUCGAUCGAUCGAUGAACGUACUAUUGUUCUUCUUACCAAACACUAUUCACCCUUUUGGCUACAUUUCCUGCUGGGAGCUAGUGGUGCUCCUCCUCCUUGCUACUGUAGGGUUUCUACUUUCUAGCAGCGUUCGUGCAGGCUUGGUUGAUUUGUGUAUGCAGAUAUAAUUAAUCCAAGGCUCGAUUGAAAUGUCAA
Triticum urartu is the source of this 1432-nucleotide messenger RNA. RefSeq names its product protein G1-like1. Gene Ontology annotation, biological process: response to light stimulus; mRNA transcription. The record is from RefSeq and is a predicted model, not a curated record. NCBI's taxonomy places the organism in Eukaryota, Viridiplantae, Streptophyta, Magnoliopsida, Poales, Poaceae. Gene Ontology annotation, cellular component: nucleus.